UAAACAGCUCUUCUUUGGCCUUUUGCCUGACUCGAUGCAAUUGGAAUUGUAUCCUACCUCUUUGGCCGACUCCAGAGCAAGAUACGACACGCUACGGUCAAAGUACCUGGUAGCUCCGGACGGACGAUGGGCUGCAGAUUGCUCAGCUCCCCGAGGAGCGGUAUAUUCGGCAUCAACUGCGCAUUCAGAGGCGGAUCGGUCAACGAGGCAAUCUCCAUCACUACAUCAAGGUCCUCCUGCCUCGCCAGGAUCUUGGGACCCUCUCAGUCUUUCCUCGGACAAUCCCUGGAAAUCAUGGUUCGCUCAGAUGGAAUUGAGAAAUGAGAUCAGACGAGAUGUGGAGAGAACGUUUCCUGAUCUGCCUUACUUCACGACAGAGUCCGUCAGGAAAACGAUGGUCACGGUGUUGUUCAUUUGGUCGAUGAUGCACCCGGACGUAGGAUACAGGCAGGGAAUGCACGAGCUCUUGGCUGUUUGUCACCUUGUCAUUGACAAGGAUACUCUCGACCCGCCACAAAAUGGCACUCAUCAGGAUGAAGAAACUUCUCCACUCGCUACAAAGUCCGAGCAGCAGAUCCGGACCGAAGCCAUGUUCACCGUGUUGGAUCGAAGUUAUAUCGAACACGAUGCGUUUGAGCUGUUCGAAGCGCUCAUGAAAAGCUCCAAAUCGUCCUACGAGUGGAGGGCGGAGGAAGGUCCGAAGUCAACCACAUCUCCUCCGACCACCGCACCGAUCAUCCAGCGUUGUAUUCGGAUCCACUUGGAGCUACUGCGCAAGAUUGAUCCUCAACUCUGGGAGCGCCUCGAGACCGAGGGCAUCGAAGCUCAGAUCUGGGCCAUACGGUGGAUCAGAUUGAUAUUCACUCGUGAACUGCCAUUCACCACUGCUCUACGGUUAUGGGAUGGUAUCUUUGCUGAGGAUCCCUCACUGGCCAUUCUCGACUUUGUCGUUCUUGCUUUACUCCUCUUGAUACGAAACGAACUUCUCAAUGCCGACUACACUGUCCUUUUGACAACUCUCCUGCAUUAUCCCGCCCCAUCACAGACCUACACCCUAUCCCCAUUCUUGAUAAUAACGCAAGCUGUCUUUCUCCGCGAUAAUAUCACUCCAUCGGCUGGCGUAGAGAUCGUCAUGCAGAACCAAGAUGUCCUCGGCGUCAAAGCUCAGCCUCCAGAACCUGAACAACGACCUCAACAUAGACGACCCAAUCAAAGCGGCAGGUCGGUAGGACGCGGACCGCCACCGGCCCAAGCCCCACCGCUAAGAGGUGUUCAGGGCUUCACAGCGGGCUGGUUCGAAAGGGCACAAGCUGCUGGCAUCGACAGGGCUAUCCUCUCGACCGUGGCUGACUUGCGGCGUAACCUUCCUGACACCGCCACUGCAUAUUCCUACUUGCCGACCUUGCCAUUCACGCCAUCGCCCGCUAGAGAUCCAUCUGGACAAUUCUCAGCCAUUCCUACCUCGCCAAACGUCUUGCCCAGUCACAGCUCGCCCUUUGGUCCCGGCAGACUCGGACCGCACUCAGGGCAGACUGGCGUCAUCCCACCCGUACUCGGCCAAAGUGCGGUGUCUACCAAGAAGAAUGCCGAGCUGGAGCUGGCUGAACUUCGGUUAGCAAUGGUCGGAAUGGGAAAAGUCAUGUCGGAUCUCCUUUUCGCCAUCUCAAAUGGGCAGCAAGACUCUGCCAGUGCGAGUCAUGGGCUCGAACGUAUACGAGAUACGUUACUCGGCGCUGCGGGGACAGAUAUCGAAGACAUUGUCAGGGAAUGGGGCUGGCACGAGGGUCUACGUGCAAAUGGUCUGCCAAUUACAGCAGCAACGGUAUCGGCAGGUACGAUUCCUCUGGGGUUGCAGCCUGAGCCUGUACCGAGUCCAGAUGAAACAUCGGUGGUUGAGGAUUCAAUGAUCGCCGAAGAUGGUCGUGAUCGGAUGGCACUCAGACCGACGAGCUCGAGGAGCCCUAGAUUGGGCGAGUCAUCGACUCAAGCACCUACACGGCGCGUUACUCCAAUCAAGCCCGACACUGCUGUGUUACCGGGGCAUUUCAGACCGUCAUCAGAAUUGCCUAGCCGAAGUGAUCGCCCAUCGACCGGGUUGACCCGCGUCCCGAUGCCGGCACCAAGCCCUCGGCUUGGUGCUGUCUCCGUCCCUCCGAAGCCGUCUCAAGGUGUAUCCCAGUCUGCUUUCACAGCUACCGACACCGUGCCCGAGUCUUCAUCACGUGUGGCGGCAUCAUCCGGUGACCUUGGACGGGAAUCACUUCCAACAACGGGGACGACAUUGCAUGGCCGACAUCAGAGUCUUAGAAGAGCUCCUUCUUACGAUCCGUUAGGCGCGGGUUAAGUCUCAAAUCUCUCUCACCAAGCAUGCAGCCUGUGUAGCGAUACGUUUUAACCCUUAGGGAGGAAAGCCCCGUGGGUCACUUGAUUGUGGGGUCACGUGACGUUAUAUUUCUUUUGCUUCCGCCCCUUCCGGAAAGUGCUGGAAUGCGGUGGCGAAUGGUGGAUU
Kockovaella imperatae is the source of this 2509-nucleotide messenger RNA. Its product is annotated as rab-GTPase-TBC domain-domain-containing protein. Gene Ontology annotation, molecular function: GTPase activator activity. Bases 35 to 2344 code for a protein of 769 amino acids. The transcript has 7 exons. Gene Ontology annotation, biological process: activation of GTPase activity. Lineage: Eukaryota; Fungi; Basidiomycota; Tremellomycetes; Tremellales; Cuniculitremaceae. The record is from RefSeq and is a predicted model, not a curated record.